AUGAACCCUGAUACAUACGAUUUAAAUGAAAAUGCCAUUACCACACUCAUGAUGAUGCCAAAUGAAAAGUCACCAAACCCCACCGGCGGUAAACGGGGCAAAGAAAAAGAAUCUGACAAGAAGAAACUAACCCUGGUGCAGGGUAUAAAACAAAUUUAUUUCGAAUAUUGUGCCAACACUUCCAUACAUGGUGUACAAUAUUUGGGUGAACGACGUCCCUGGAAGGAGAAACUGUUUUGGGUUUCGGUGUUCUUUGUUUCGAUUUGCUGCUGCACAAAUUUAAUACAAAAUAUCUAUGAGAAAUGGACGGAGACACCGGUGAUAGUGAGUUUUUCGGAAAAAUCAACACCAGUCUGGAGUAUACCAUUUCCGGCGGUUACCAUAUGUUCGGAAACAAAGCGAACUGUGAGGAAAGAUGGUAAGUGAACAACCUAUAUGCAGCUGCUAAAUAAAUUAAAAACCGAAGGUAAUGAUUUUCGACCAAACAUCAACUCAACUGAAUUCCAAGAAUUCCUUACCCUUUUGCACAUUUGUAAUACCCAAAUAAUUGAUGAUCGUAUGCAACGUUUGUCACAAACCCCACUCGAUUAUAUUGGUAUACUAAAUGAAAUGCUACCGGAAUUUAGUCGACAUUAUUUCUAUUGUAAAUGGUUUAGUCACUUUUGUGAAUGUAAUCAAUUGUUUACCAAAUCCUAUACGGAGGAAGGAGUCUGCUAUACCUUUAAUGGUUUAAAUGGUACAGAUCUGUAUCGUGAAAACACGGUACAAUAUCAACAAAUGGGUUUGGAAAGUACGGUGAAAUAUUCGGAUAUUGUAAAUCGUACACUGAGUUGGUCAUUGGAACAGGGCUAUUCGUUGAACAGUGGUCUACACACAUAUCCCGCCAGGGUGUUGAGUGCUGGUGCCCGUGCUGGGCUAUUUAUUGUUUUGCAAAGUUUUAAAGAAGAACUCGAUUAUGGUUGUCGUGGUCCCAUACAGGGAUUUAAAGUUUUACUCCAUUCACCCGAUGAUGUACCCUUGGUAUCCAAACAAUUUGUACGCAUACCAAUGGGUAAGGAAAUUUUAAUUGCCGUCAAACCCAAUAUGAUAACCACUUCAGCAGGUAUUGCAGAAUAUGAACCGAAUCGUCGUCAAUGUUAUAUGACCAAAGAAAGAUCGCUAAAAUUCUUUAAAGUUUAUUCCCAAAACAACUGUGAGCUGGAAUGUUUGGCCAAUUAUACGCUGAAAAAAUGUGGUUGUGUUAAAUUUUCAAUGCCACGUACACCCGACACCCCUGUCUGUGGUGAAGAUAAAAUCCAUUGUUACGACCGUGCUGAGGAUAGCCUUUUGCUAAAAGAAUUCACCGAAGGUCUGAAGGACAUUCUAAUGGAAGAUCGUUUGGAAACCGAAUGCAAUUGUAUGCCAGCAUGUACUGCCUUGGAAUAUAAUACGGAAAUUUCUCAGGCAAAUUUUGAUUUGUCCGAUAUGUUGGAGGCAACUGGAAAUUUAGAUUAUUUGCAAGACAAUCCUGGAGCACAAAUGUCGCGGUUAUCGAUUUAUUUUAAAGAAAAUCAAUUUAUUACCUCAAAACGAUCUGAGUUAUAUGGUGUAACGGAUUUUCUUGCCAAUUGUGGUGGUAUUUUUGGUUUAUUUAUGGGAUUUUCUAUAUUGAGUAUGGUUGAAAUGAUUUAUCACUUUUCAUUGCGUUUAUGGUCGAAUAUGAGGCAUCAAAAUAAAUAG
Musca vetustissima is the source of this 1719-nucleotide messenger RNA. Its product is annotated as pickpocket protein 28-like. NCBI's taxonomy places the organism in Eukaryota, Metazoa, Arthropoda, Insecta, Diptera, Muscidae. Gene Ontology annotation, molecular function: ligand-gated sodium channel activity. The transcript is spliced from 2 exons. Gene Ontology annotation, cellular component: membrane. The record is from RefSeq and is a predicted model, not a curated record. Gene Ontology annotation, biological process: sodium ion transmembrane transport.